Molecule: messenger RNA, 2831 nt
Organism: Heteronotia binoei (common prickly gecko)
Lineage: Eukaryota; Metazoa; Chordata; Lepidosauria; Squamata; Gekkonidae
Gene: RAB26
Product: RAB26, member RAS oncogene family
Exons: 9
Coding region: 1-798 (265 amino acids)
Cellular component (GO): endosome; Golgi apparatus
Molecular function (GO): GTP binding; GTPase activity
Source: RefSeq, a predicted model, not a curated record
AUGUCCCGCAAGAAGUCCCCGCGCGGCAAGGGCGCCUCCUCGCCCUCGUCCGCGCUGCCCGCCGCCCAGCAGCACCAGCAGCAGCAGCGCGACGCCAAGGCGAGGGGCGCGGCCGGCGGGCGCGGAGGGGCAGAAGCCGGGGCGGCCAACGGGGUGGUGGCGCCGCUGCCCGGCCGGCCCUCCCUGAGCAGCAGCGGCGAGUUCUACGACGUCGCCUUCAAGGUGAUGCUGGUUGGUGAUUCUGGCGUUGGCAAGACAUGCCUGCUGGUGCGGUUCAAGGAUGGGGCUUUCCUGGCCGGAAGCUUCAUCUCGACUGUCGGGAUCGACUUCAGGAAUAAAGUCUUGAAUGUGGAUGGCGUGAAGGUGAAACUACAGAUCUGGGACACAGCCGGCCAGGAGAGGUUCCGGAGCGUCACUCACGCAUACUAUCGCGAUGCCCACGCUUUACUGCUCCUUUACGAUGUCACAAACCGAGCAUCCUUCGACAACAUUCAGGCCUGGCUGACAGAAAUCCAGGAGUAUGCCAAGCAGGACGUGGUCCUAAUGCUGCUGGGAAACAAGGUGGACUCAACACAGGAACGGGUGGUGAAACGGGAAGACGGGGAGAAGUUAGCCAAGGAAUACGGCGUACCCUUCAUGGAGACCAGUGCCAAGAGCGGCUUGAAUGUGGAGUUGGCAUUCACAGCCAUUGCCAAGGAGCUGAAGCACAGGUCGAUGAAGCUUCCCAACGAGCCCAGGUUUAAAUUGCACGACUACGUCAAGAAGGAAGUGAAGGGCUCCGGGUGCUGCAGAUCCUAAGCGCCAGCGCUUUCCUGGGUGCGUCGCCAUCUGGGGUGGGGUGGGGGUGCGCCUCCCUUGUACAGAGACUCACAACAAGCAUCGUGUGUAUCGUUGCCGGAUCCAUCUGUGUGCCGCUCACCCCCUUCCCUGCCUCCCCGCUGCAGAACAUCCAACCGCCUCUUCUGUAUCUCUCUUCUGUACCUCAAGGACGCCUGAAGGAGCAGGUGGAAGUCGAUGUGUUUUUUACCCACCUGGGGUCCAACUCUGGAGAAAUGGCUCCGACGUUCGGUCGGUUGGGACCGGAGGGUCGUUAUGCGGGACCUCAAACUGAGCCACCGGUUGGUCCCAGCAAAAGGUGGGUAACGAAGAAUCAGGGCCAGAACUCGGAAGGAAUGAGAACGGCAAGAACGGGAGCCGUGACAGCACACAAAGGCUUACGCAAACCCCAUUAGCGUCUGCAGCAGUGCUUUUGCAGGGUAUGUGGGGAGCUGGAUUGCACCUCCUUGUUCCGUCCCCGUUGUUGUGGGUGUGAGGUGUGCAGGUUCCUUGUCCCUUCAGGCCUUAGCUUUCUGGAGGUUCAGGGUUUGUGCCUCGGUUGCUCCCUGCUGGUUCUACCCUUCUCGGGCUUUUUGUUUUUCUCAAAGACCAGCGUGGGCCAGCGGGCUUAGUGAAGUGUCGUGUGCUGUCCUGACACAUUUCCGAGGUGGGGAGGCUGUUGUUCUUUUCCGCGACUUCCAUUUCGCUAGCCCUUGCCUCUCUGGAGGAGACAAACAUUCCAUCUCCUUUUCUUCAUGGCUCUUUUUUUGCCACCGGGAUUUCUAUGGCUUCCCCCCAGAGUGCAACCGCUUUGGGUGUUUUCUGUGGUGUGCGCGUGUGGCUUCUUUGUAGAAAGACGUGCAAUCCAAAGAGAGCUUUUUUUAUACACUGGGCAUCACUGUUCUCAUUUCAAGCAGGGGAGGGGUUUUGCCCCCCCACCACCUUUGAUUUUUGCUGCGAUUCCCGCAGCUGCUUUGGAAGGCCGUGCAGCAGGGUGAGAGGGGUUUCCUCGAGCGGCAAACUAGCCAUUGUGGUGUUUGUUUGAGGCGCGAUCUUGAUCCUUGCAUUCAGUAGGAUGCAAAAGAGAGAGGUCCCCCUCCAGACUACGGGGACGGCAGCUCUCUGCAAGCAGAAAAGUAGCACCACGGGGGGAGGGGGGGCUAGGCCCUCCCUUCUUCAUGCGCUGGCUUGCUUUCAGGAGAAAAGGGGGGAAGACAGAAACUGGCACUUUUGGCCAGAGAAUUAAAGUAUGACCUUGGGGCUAGCUUUGGGGCUCCCUUGAUGGGAGUUUUCUCCUUUGAGCAGCAAUUGCAAUUCCGUUUCCAUUCCCUGCUGGGAUCUGCGCAAAAAAGGGGUCAACCGUCCCUGGCUCAUUAGCCAGAAGCCCCCUCCCAUGGCCUCCCAGCCUUAGCCCCUUGCCGCACGGGAGGGGACCUUCGGAGAGAAUGCUUGCCGAGUUCUUUUGCAACCUCUGCCUUCAUUCUCCAUGCUGGCCUUUUAUUGCUCAGUGUAGAUUCCGCCCCCCCCCCCCUUUCUUUAAAAAGCUGCUGCCUUUGCUGCUUCUUUUCUCAGUGUGCCCCCAAUGUGCCAGCUUUGAAUCCGAAUCUGCUGCCAGAGGGGCCAGUGUGCAUGUUGUGUGUGUGUGUGUGUGUGCGCCCAGUUUGAAGCUUCCACGGUCCUUCGCAUCUCUGCCAACCAGGGUAAAAGCAGACCCCGGGCAGUUUGGGCCCAGCGACGGGGUUUUAGGUUUCGUACCGUGCCUCGGAAAGGCAGCAGUAGCAGCUGCUCCCAGCCCUGGCUGUGUCCCGCUUGGCUUCUGCAACAUCCCUUCCGCGAGACGCAUGGGCUCUCCAGGACGCAGCUGCUGUUUCCGACACGGGUCGUUCCCGCCCCCUAGCGACGGAAGCCCGUCUGAGCACACAGCCCCUUCCGACAGUGUUACGUGUACCAACCACUCACUGGCUCUCUUUAUAGAUUUUUUUCCCCCCUCUGUUCCUCUUAAUAAAAGAUUUUUU